UGAAUAACGUAUCGCCGAAAAUUUUGUGGCAUGAUAUUUGUUUUGUGAUUUAAUUAAAUGGAAUUGAAAAGUAAAACAGAAUUUAGGACAACUGAUGAGAAUUUUUGGAUGAGUAUUGAUAAAUUGCGACGUAGCCUUAUUUUAUUUUCUAACCAGAGAACACUGAAGUCGAGCGCAAAAGGAAAUGAAGAUAAGUGCUCUAACUCAGGACAAGAAUGGAAUACUGAAAAUAGUAGUACCUCGUACAACAGAAAACAAUUACUAGAAAAAAUCGAUGGUAUAUUCCGAAAUUACCUACAAAAAGCACAAAAUGACGAAAUCACAACACUGAAAUUGCCUAAACGAGACAUCUGGGAAAACAUAAAUUAUGAACCUGACUGUGGAAUUAAAAUGAAAGAAAAUCCAGUGAUGAAAACAGUUGGAGGUUCAAGACCUAGAUCAUCGUCAAGAUUCGUUAGGAUUAUGCACGUCCUUACAAAAAUAUAUAAUUUGAUAAAAACAAAUACUUAUCGUACAAAAAGAGAACUUUAUUAUGAAGAUGUAACUUUAUUUAAGAGCCAAGCAACGCUUGACAGAAUUUUAGAUGAUAUUGCUUGUUUUUUGAACGUACCAAAGAUUCAGCUGCAUGUGCUGACAACCGCUAAAGGCUGCAUAGCUGGUAACCUGAGAUUUAAAGACUCUUAUGGUAAUUACAUAGAAUGUGAUGCUUCAUCAGAAGGUACCUUGAUUCCUAAUGAUGUAUGUGGCAUCAGCUAUAUACAAUCGGACGCCCGCUUCAUUUUACUAGUUGAAAAAAGUUCUGUCUUCCAAAUGUUACUGGAUAGUAAAGUAACAGAGAUUUUAAGUCCCUGUAUUUUGAUAACGGGAAAAGGGUUUCCAGAUGUUAAUACAAGAGAAAUGCUGAGGAAACUCUGGGAAACACUGAGAAUUCCUAUACUUGGUUUAGUAGAUGCUGAUCCUUACGGCAUUGAAAUAUUAAACACUUACAGAUAUGGUUCUAAGGCUAUGUCUUUCGAUGUUGAAAACCUGGCUGUUACUGAAAUUCGUUGGCUCGGUCUCUUGCCAUCAGAUAUCGAAAGGCUCAACUUACCCACAACCUCAAUUCAAACCUUAUCUAGAUAUGAUAUUUUAAAGGCUAAAAGCUUACUUAAUAGGAAUUAUAUGCAAGCUAAUAUUUCUUGGAAAGAUCAAAUAGAAAUUAUGCUUCAUUCACAACAAAAAGCAGAAAUUGAAGGGCUGAGCAAAAUAAAUCCUCUCUUCCUGCCAAAAACCUAUCUUCCAGGCAAGAUAAAAUGUGGAGGAUGGAUCUAAAUGGAGAAAAUUCAAUGUGUUUAUUUUUGCAUUAUUCAAAUUUUCAUUCAAAGAUAAACUGCACUACAACAUUAAAUUUUGAAUGCGGAUAUUAGAAUAACAAUUCUCACUUGGGCUACGUACUAAAAAAAAAAUUAUCAGCUUAGUGUUACCGAAUUUUUAUGAGCUCGAUAAUUCAUACAUUUCAGCAUGUUUCAUCAGUAUCAAAAAUCAUUCUUCAUAAACAAAUUUAUGAUAUCCUGCAGAGCAUUUCUGUUUCAAUACUAAAGCUUUUUACAUGAACGUAAAGCUUACCUUGAAGCUAAAAUUUAAUGUUAAUGUAAAGCUUCAAUAAUGUUAAUGGUUCAUGUAAGCCCUUUUUAU
Molecule: messenger RNA, 1674 nt
Organism: Stegodyphus dumicola
Lineage: Eukaryota; Metazoa; Arthropoda; Arachnida; Araneae; Eresidae
Gene: mei-W68
Product: meiotic W68
Biological process (GO): meiotic DNA double-strand break formation; reciprocal meiotic recombination; meiotic DNA double-strand break processing
Cellular component (GO): nuclear chromosome
Molecular function (GO): ATP binding; DNA binding; DNA topoisomerase type II (double strand cut, ATP-hydrolyzing) activity
Source: RefSeq, a predicted model, not a curated record